Molecule: messenger RNA, 1725 nt
Organism: Acytostelium subglobosum LB1
Lineage: Eukaryota; Evosea; Eumycetozoa; Acytosteliales; Acytosteliaceae
Exons: 1
Coding region: 1-1725 (574 amino acids)
Source: RefSeq, a predicted model, not a curated record
AUGAAUGAUCAUAGUGUCAACAACUUACUACGUAUCGCUCAGCUCGGACUUGGCCUUGGCAACGUUGUCAAUUCAAUGAUCAUCAAUCAAGUGUACUUUGAGCGAGUCAACUUCAACACAAAGCUCAACAUUGAGUUCCUCUGCAAUGAUGUUCGCAUCAACAAUGUGACCUUCAAUCAGUGCCAGUUCACAUCGAAUGACAUCUUCUCAUUGUUGGCCAAUCCUCAUCUCCAAUCCAUUCAAUUCAAGCGCAUCACUCUGAUCAACUUACAAUCAAUCGUGCAGUACAUCACGCAAUGUCCAAGACGCGAGACACCUUUGUCGUUCUCAAUCACACAGUUCACAUUGCAUCAGUCAAAGAAGAGUGAGAGCCUGUCUGAGCUCAUCGCUGCGCUCUCUCAUCCAUCGGCUCAGUUGGGACACAUCGAGGUCGUGCCAAAGGAGUUUACCAAAGUGUCCAUCAUAGAGUUGUUUGGUCUAUUCACGCAGGAACGCCUGCCCUCCUGCCACUUGCUCAGUGUUCAUCUCCAGGCGAUGGAAUUGGUCGGUAGCUUGACGGAGAAAAACUUUGUGAACCGGACCGUGGCCAGUCAGAUCACAACAUUGAGAUUCAAUCACAUUAGAAUGACACCAGACCAGAAGAAUCAGGUGCUUCACACCUUUGACCAACACUUUACCAAUGUCAAGCACUUGGAGUUGCUUGGUCUAGCCUGCACCACGCCCAAGUCAUUCGAGUUGCUUGUCAAGUAUCUUGGCGCCAUCAUAUCCUUGGAGUAUCUCGACAUGUCGAUCGCAAAGUUUACCGAGAGUGACGUGCCCGCACUCGCCACAGCCAUUACCCAACUCCACCAACUGACUGAACUCAAACUGAACUACAGCUCACUGAACAUUGUCAACUCACUCAAGGUAUCGCAGUCACAAUCAUUGACAAAUCUUUCAUUAUCAGCAUAUUACAAUGGAUUCUUGAAUGAUACGAGCGCAUUGUAUCUUCGACCCAACAGUCUUUGCACUCUCACCCUCGUGUCAACAUCGUUUGGACCGGCAUUGGAUCCCCUCCCUGGCGCAAUGAAGACAUUGCUCCAAUCAUGUAGAUUGCUCACAACACUUGAUUUGAGACAGGAGCUUGGCAACAGUGCCACGCAAGAGUUCUUUGAGCAGCUUGCUCAUCACACCUCGCUCUCUUCCCUCACAAUGGUGCUCGACAAUACAUCCUUUACAAAGGAGAACUACGACUUUAUAAUCAGCCAACUGUUGCUCAAUGAAACACUCAACACAGUGAGUCUUGUGGGAUACAAGAUCAAUGACUUAACAGUGCAGUUGGGUGCAGUGGCAUUGUUGGAAACGAUCAAUGCUCGUCCAUCCAUCAGAUCAAUCAUACUGGACAUUGAUGUAGCUGGUGCCACACUCACAUCGAUCAAUGGAUUCAUUCAGAAAUCAAACAAACUGCAUACACUCACUGUCAACUCGAGAGAAGUGACGAGCAGCCAGGCACUCGAGGAAAUGAUCGGCGCGAUGCGCCAGUCCAAGUCGCUUCGUUACAGCGAGAUCCAAGGUACGCCCAGCGCCAUACUCAAACAUCUACGAUCACAUGUCCAGACAUUGAUCGUUGGGGAAUCCACCGAUCAUGCGAAACAAGCAGUCUUUGAUGUAUCCACAGCGGCACACUAUCAAUUGGUGCCAAAGACAUUCAAUCAAUCUAGAGUCAUUCAUUUGAUGCUACAUUAA